Messenger RNA from Periconia digitata, 1362 nucleotides. Lineage: Eukaryota; Fungi; Ascomycota; Dothideomycetes; Pleosporales; Periconiaceae. The record is from the annotation of a GenBank genome assembly.
UUACUGAGUUUCGGUUCCAUGUCGAGUCAAUCCAAACGGCUCGCGACGAGCUUCUCGCGAUGUACCUCAGCUCGCCUCGUGCACAAUAGCACGAGCUCGUCGAUACAAAGAUACACAGCUCUCUACCACCCUUCAAGGCGGCGUAGCCAGUCAUCAUGGGCUGCUGCUGUCUCCGCCGCACAGACGAUCUUCAAUGCACCUGCACCCGAUCCAAAUGCUCCCAUAUCGGUCGAUCCUUUCCGGACAGUAGCGAAAGAGAUGAAGUUUUUGACCAAGAAUAUAAGACAGUUACUUGGCUCAGGGCACCCGACGCUGGACACGGUCUCAAAAUACUAUACGCAAAGUGAAGGGAAAUACGUGCGGCCAAUGCUGGUUCUUCUGAUGAGCAGAGCCACAGCACUUACCCCAAAGACGGCCAGAGAUAUUAGCCCUUUCAGCAUCAAUGCUCCACUCACAGACCCCAACGUACUCGUAGAUGACAACCCAUCUGCUCCCGAUGCCGCUGCAUAUCCUCGUGCUUCCUCACUGGCCCAAGACAGUGCAUACCGAAGCGAAGAUUCCGACAUCCUUCCAACGCAACGCCGAUUAGCUGAAAUUACGGAAUUGAUCCAUACCGCAUCUCUUCUUCAUGAUGAUGUGAUAGAUCACUCUGUAGCGCGCCGCUCUUCACCCUCUGCUAAUAUCGAAUUCGGCAACAAGAUGGCAGUGUUGGCUGGAGAUUUCUUACUGGGCCGCGCAUCCGUCGCGCUCGCUCGGUUGCGAGAUCCGGAGGUUACGGAACUGCUCGCGACAGUCAUUGCCAAUCUAGUGGAGGGUGAAUUCAUGCAACUCAAAAAUACCGCAUCGGAUGAGCGUAAUCCUGUCUGGACAGAAAAUACUUUGACAUACUAUUUACAAAAGACGUAUCUCAAAUCUGCUUCGCUGAUCUCGAAAUCUUGCAGAGCUGCCGCGAUACUGGGAGGAAGUAGUCCUGAGGUAGUGGAAGCGUCAUAUCAAUACGGGAAAAACUUAGGUCUUGCGUUUCAGCUCGUGGACGACAUGCUGGAUUACACAAUAAGCGGGGAGGAGCUUGGAAAACCCGCAGGUGCUGAUCUGGAACUGGGUCUUGCAACUGCGCCAUUGCUUUUUGCGUGGAAAGAGAACAAGGCUUUAGGAAAGUUGGUGGGGAGGAAAUUCGCUGAGGAAGGUGAUGUUCAAAAGGCUCGCGAGAUCGUUUCAUCAAGCACAGGUCUCGAGCAAACACGCGCUCUCGCCCAGGAAUACGUUGAUAAGGCUAUUCAAUCAAUAGCCUUCUUCCCCGAUAGCGACGCGAAAGAUGGUCUCAUUGAAAUGUGUACGAAAGUCAUGAAGCGCAGAAAAUAG